Messenger RNA from Pygocentrus nattereri (red-bellied piranha), 4193 nucleotides. RefSeq names its product suppressor of cytokine signaling 7-like. Gene Ontology annotation, biological process: intracellular signal transduction; phosphatidylinositol phosphate biosynthetic process. Gene Ontology annotation, cellular component: phosphatidylinositol 3-kinase complex. Gene Ontology annotation, molecular function: 1-phosphatidylinositol-3-kinase regulator activity. The record is from RefSeq and is a predicted model, not a curated record. Lineage: Eukaryota; Metazoa; Chordata; Actinopteri; Characiformes; Serrasalmidae. Bases 137 to 2359 code for a protein of 740 amino acids. The transcript has 11 exons.
ACGCACACACUCAGGACAAAGCGAGUCUGUGGCGGAGCCUCGGGGUGUUUUAGUCCGCGCGGGAGGCUCCGGAGCGCGGAGCAGCUGCAGCUUCAUGUAAAUAAACAAUAAUCAAUAAUAAUAGCGAUAAUAGCUUAUGAUGAGCAGCGCGCGGGACGCGUCUCCCGAUUUCGUGCUGAUGCGUUUGGUUUCCGCCACCGAAUACGAAGACGAUCCGGUGGGUUCAGGGCUGGGCAAGACGGGGCACCUUCAUCAUCAUCAUCAUCAUCAUCUUCAGCACCAACAUCACCAUCAUCAUCUCCAGCAUCUCCAGCAUGGCCUCGGCAUGGCCGGUGGAUCAGAGCGAGACGGCCGCUCAGAAGCAGCAGGUCAGCUCAUGGUUCUGCAGGACCUCCUGGGUCCAGGUGACCCCAGUCUGGACGGACCUGGACCUGGGCAACCCGGUUUAGGAGAUGCUGGCGAGCGCAGCUCCAGCCUGGAGGCUCCAGCGCAGAGGUUCGAAUGGAGUCCUGUUUUCAGACUCACUAAAGUCUCCAGGGAGGUUUCCGAGAGCCUCUGCCAGAAGCACCGGCUCAUCUCAGAUGCUCCGGACUGGUCACCUUUAGCGGACCAACUGGGGACCACCACCGCCCGCAAGCCCUCCAGCACCGCAGCUGUGAGCCCUGACCUCCAGGACCCGGUCCUGAAACUGGCCCGCAGGCUGGGGGAGCUGGGGAAGGGAGAUGUCCUGCAGAAGGAUGGAGAUGUUCCUCUGUGCACCUGCCAGAACGUGCCGGGAGCCCAACCCGGAGAGGACCCGAGUGAGACCAGCGACGCCCUGCUGGUUCUGGAGGGUUUAGGGGCGCAGGGAGAAAUGGGCAAAGCAGGGUGCCGGGACGGUUCUGAGGGCGACACCGGGGCUCAGAGCGCUCCCCAGCAGAGCGGAGCCAACGCCGGUCAGGAGCAACACCAGACCUUCUCCAGCAGCUCCCUCAGCGGACUCAUGAACCAAGUGCACCGCCUGACCCGGGAAGCCUGCUGUGACCCACGGUCUCCAGCGGAACCUGGAGGAACCGGGAUCCACAGUAGCCCUCCAGUCCAGGAUGCUGCGGCCAACGUGCAAGCCCCCCUUAGUCGGCCCCCUACACCCAAACACGUGGGUUCACCUUUGACCUUUGCGGCCUGCAGCAGGGAGCGGGACAGGGCAGGCCAGCGGAAGUCGAGGAAGGGUUCUCUGAAAGUGUGCCUCAGCAAACUGUUCCGCACUAAAAGCAGCGGCAGUGCAGGCAGCAGCUCCAGCGUGGGCCACGCCGCCGACAAACGGCCCUCACUGGCCUCCUCCACCUCGUCUGGGGGCAGCUUGGUGGACGUGUGGGGCUCCAGCAGCACUGACCCCGACACGGGCAGUUGCAGCAGGCCUCAACUGGCCAGGCCUCGAAGUGCCUACUCUCCUGUUCCCUUCACUGGUGAGACAGUGUCGCUGGUUGAUGUGGAUAUUUCUCGCAGGGUGAACUCUCUUCAUCCUCCUACUCCUCCUCCUCCUCCCAGGAGAAGCCUCAGCCUGCUGGAUGAUUUUGGAGGCCCUCAGCCCGGACGUUCACUCUCCACUGGAGGUGCAGCGUCCACACAGACGCUCACGCACGCCCACCCCACCAUUCAGCACAGCCUCAGCCUCAACGAUACGUUUCUCCGCAGCGUGCCGAGGCCCCUCCCCCUUCAGCCCGACAGCCAAUCGACUGCAACGGUUGCACAGCGCCCCCUGCUCUUCCCUCUGAGCCGGCCAGACUCCAGCAGCUUCGCCACCAGCCUCCGAGAACUGGAGAAGUGUGGGUGGUACUGGGGUCCGAUGAACUGGGAGGACGCAGAGAUGAAGCUGAAGGGGAAAGCAGACGGAUCCUUCCUGGUACGGGACAGUUCAGACCCCCGAUACAUCCUCAGCCUCAGCUUCCGCUCGCAGGGCAUCACCCACCACACGCGCAUGGAGCACUACAGAGGCACGUUCAGCCUGUGGUGUCACCCCAAGUUUGAGGACCGCUGCCACUCGGUGGUGGAGUUUAUCGAACGGGCCAUCAUGCACUCCAAAAACGGCCGCUUCCUCUACUUCCUGCGCUCUCGCGUUCCAGGUCUCCCGCCCACUCCUGUGCAGCUCCUGUAUCCAGUGUCCCGGUUCAGCAGUGUUAAGUCCCUGCAGCAUCUCUGCCGCUUCUGCAUCCGCCAGUUGGUCCGCAUUGACCAUAUCCAGGAGCUCCCGCUGCCUACACCUUUGAUCGUGUAUCUGCGGAAGUUUUACUUCUAUGAUCCUGAGGAGGAGAAAUACCUGUCAGUCAAAGAGUCGGGGCGGGACGGCGGAGCCACACGGGAAGUGGGAGCUCAGACGUAGCGAACGGGACAGGACUGGAUAAAUGAUAAAUAAAAGAGAGUGUUUAUUUUUAUUUAUGGACGGCUGCUGCUCGAAACUGGAAACUGGAUGCUGGAUUUAGGUUUAACAGACGGACACUCAGACUACUGAUGCACUGUAAUCUCUUCUCUUUGAGCUGUUUUGACCGCCGGCCGGGUUUCCGUUGAUGAUCCUCCCUCCUCUCUCUGCUGGAGGGACGGGGAUGUGGAAACCGGCCGAAUUCGGGCCAGUGCUGUGGCAAUAUUAAUGAAGCAGCCUGACACCUGAGACUGAAAAGGCAACCUGAGGGCCGGGAGCGUGGCCAGAAGCUUACGCUCUGGAUGCGCUUGUCUUUCUGGACACCUCUCUGUCCUCUGCCCGAGUAAACUCCGCUCCGCUCGGUGAGAACCGUCCAGAACGGACAGAGUAAGACUGGGCUUAAAGGAAUACUUCAGAAUUUUCAACCUGAUCUCCACCUGCUGCGUUUGGAUUGCCUCAUAUUGUCAUAACGUCACACUGUAAAGAAACUGAUUUCAGGCGAAAUGAUGCUUUUUUACUUUUCUUACUGAUGUUUAUUUGUUUAAUCUGCUUAGAUUUGCUUGUUCGCCCAACGUUAGGCUGCAAUAACAUUGACAUUUUUUCCGAAAAAGAAAAAAAACAGACUGCCCUCUGAAAAAGAUGGUUCUUCAAGGGUUCUUUAGUAAAGACAGCGGUUCCAUAAUGAAGGCUAAACACUAAAAGAACCGUUGCAUACUUUAAAGGUUCUUUGCAUGGUGAAAUCGUUCUUCAGACAGAUGAAGUAAUGUGUUGUGUGUGGCUCCAUAUAGCACAAAUAGGGUUCUGCAGUUGUUAUGAAGUCAAGCCUGUAUACAACAGAAGAACCCUUUUUGGUGCUACAUUGAACCCUUUUCAAAAUAGACACUAUAUAGAACCAUAUUCAGCACUUUCUCCAUCAGUUAAGGCUUAAAGGAACGCUUUCGAAUCCUAUCAUAUUGGCAUUUCGCUGUGCAAAGAUAGUAUUUAGGAUUGCACAUGAUACUUUAAAUGGUCAUGGUUCUAUAUAGAACCCCUAGGCCUCAUUCUCCAAUAUCUUCAACAGUUUUUUUGAAUAUUGAUGGAGUGAGGAUGGGUCAGCUUUGCCGAAAGUGCACCAGAUAUUACUCCAGCAGUUUAAGAACAUUGGGCCUCAUUCUCCAAUAUCUUCUCAAUUCUCUUCUCAUGUUCUUAAAAGUCUACGUCAGGUUCAUGACGUGUUCUUAAAGAGCAGAACUGUUCUCACCUUUCUGCUGUUGGGUGUGUGUGGAUUCUGUUCUUACCUAAGAGCCAAUCCCACAUAACCGAACACUGGUGAAUGUCAGAGUCUUUGUCAAAACUGCAUAAGUGGGUUUUAAGAAGGAAUUUCUUCCCAGGAGCAGUUGGAGAAUGAGGCCCAGUGUCCUUGAAAGACCAUCCUUUGAAGAGUGUAUGUUACAGCAUUUGGCAGACACUCUCAUCCAGAACGGCUUACAGUCUAAUCGUGUUUGAGAGGUAAGCUAAUGUAGGAUUAGGAGUCUGACUCAGGGAUGCGUACUAGUACAGCAUGAUGUGCUGCCUAAGCCGGGAAUCGAACCCCAGCCGCAGAACCCCAGACAUCGGUAGAGGAGUUACCUGCUGUCCUGACCAGAUGGGGAUGUUUUUAUUGUCACACCCCUGGUCUUAGAGGUGGAUAGUAUGAUAUUUUAUCAUCAUCAUGAUAAAUUAUAUCACAAUACUUUUCUGAGUAUAUCGUGGAUAUCGACAGUCCUUAAAGAACACUGACCAGCUACCUGUUUCAUUGCAAAGUGAGCAUAAUUAGGUC